Messenger RNA from Trichoplusia ni (cabbage looper), 350 nucleotides. RefSeq lists its product as uncharacterized. Lineage: Eukaryota; Metazoa; Arthropoda; Insecta; Lepidoptera; Noctuidae. The record is from RefSeq and is a predicted model, not a curated record. The transcript has 3 exons. The coding region runs from base 45 to 350 and encodes 101 amino acids.
UAAUGCACUAUAUAAUUUCAAGUUCAAACAGUAACUGAAAUAAAAUGGAUUCUACUCCGUCGAAAAAUAAAGCCAUGAGUAAAGACGAAAUCCAUUGUCUUGUGGAAUUAGUAGAGGCAAACAAAAUUAUCAUAAGUAAAGAGGCGAAUGCCUCUACGAAUAGACUUAAAGAUGGCACAAUCCCCAGGCAAAAAGAUCAAUUGAAGUCCAAGUGGGACAAUUUAAAAAAGGCAGCUCCUAAAAGAGCCCAACAAAUAAGAAUGAACCAUUUAAAGACUGGUGGUGGAAAGCCCGACUACACACCGCCGGAUGAAACUUUAAGUAGAGUCCUUAUUGGGUUCAACAUGUAA